AUGCGUCGUGAAUUUGCCUCGCUGGGGUCAUUGCGUGCGAAACAUCUCCAUAUCCGUCCAAGCGGGCUCUCCCUUCUCCCAAGGAGAUGCCAUCGAUGGAACAGCUCAAACACCACACCGCCAGCACAUAAGCCUAUUAUAUUUUCUGGCAUUCAGCCCACUGCUGUACCUCAUCUGGGCAAUUAUCUAGGAGCUUUGCAUCAAUGGGUGAAGCUCCAGGAUAAUGCAGCCGAAGGAACCAAGCUAUUUUUCUCUAUUGUUGAUCUACAUGCAUUGACAGUACCACAAGACCCAGCUCAAUUGAAGAAAUGGAGGAAGGAGGCCUUUGCAACGUUGCUUGCUGUAGGCCUGGAUCCUAAACGCUCUGCAAUAUUCUACCAGUCCAGUGUGCCAGCACAUGCUGAGUUGAUGUGGAUUCUCAGCACGGUGGCUUCCAUGGGGUAUCUGUCGCGUAUGACACAGUGGAAGGUGAGCGGCCCUAGAAUUCUUACAUGCGGAAGGCAUUCUAUUAACACCCUCCAGAGUAAACUACAACUACCAGAAGAUACCACACUUGAUGACUCGACGGCACGGGCACAACUGCGACUUGGUCUUUUCUCCUAUCCAGUCCUACAGGCUGCUGAUAUCCUUGUGCAUAGAGCUACCCAUGUUCCCGUCGGGGAGGAUCAAAGACAGCACCUGGAGUUUUCCAGAUACACUGCGAAUAGCUUCAAUCACCUCUAUGGGCCUAUCUUCCCCAUCCCAGAGGCAUUGAUAUCCCCUGCCAAACGAGUCAUGUCCCUGAAGGAACCCACCUCAAAGAUGUCCAAAUCCCAUGCAGAUGAGAAAUCCCGGAUCAUCCUUACCGACUCACCGGCCGAAAUCCGCAAGAAGAUCAAAGUUGCCCUAACAGAUUCGGAACCAAGCAUUACCUAUGACCCGAUCUCACGACCUGGCGUCUCUAACCUUAUCGAGAUCCUUAGUCACCUGGAAGGUGUAUCAUGCGAAGAUAUUGCGGCUGACUUCCACACCGCAAGUCUCCGUGCGCUCAAGGAACACGUUGCAGACCGGAUUGCCUACCAUUUACAAGAGAUCCGAGACCGGUAUAUUACGAUCAUGGAUGAUAAGACCGGGUACCUGGAGUCAGUGGCUGAGGAGGGAGCCGAAGCAGCGCAAGCCAACAGCCGGGAGACCAUGCGGCAAGUUCGGGAUGCGAUGGGUCUGUGA
Penicillium coprophilum is the source of this 1206-nucleotide messenger RNA. Its product is annotated as tryptophan--tRNA ligase MSW1. NCBI's taxonomy places the organism in Eukaryota, Fungi, Ascomycota, Eurotiomycetes, Eurotiales, Aspergillaceae. Bases 1 to 1206 code for a protein of 401 amino acids. Gene Ontology annotation, biological process: mitochondrial tryptophanyl-tRNA aminoacylation. Gene Ontology annotation, cellular component: mitochondrion; mitochondrial matrix. The transcript has 4 exons. Gene Ontology annotation, molecular function: tryptophan-tRNA ligase activity; ATP binding. The record is from RefSeq and is a predicted model, not a curated record.